GGACAACAGGCGAAGUUCCUGUUUUGGCAACCCGGUGAAAAACAGUGUCAGAUACCCUUAAGUAGAAACAUAACUGACAGAGACGUUGGAAAUGUUGUGGGGAAACUCUACCUCCGAAGAAAGUGUGGAAGAGGGGAGAUCUGGUAAAGAUCUCCAAAAGAAAUGCCUAGCAAUUAUAUCUCCUGUUACACCUGCCAAGCUUUGCUCCUGCAUCCUGAUUAUCUUUAUACUUGUGGCUCUAAAUGUGGUGACACUUUCCACUCUUGUGGCAGCGAGAAGCAGAAAGCCAGACUUAAAAGUUCUGUAUGUCACCUGCCCAGAAGGAUGGAUUGGAUUUGGGAGUAAGUGUUUUUAUUUUUCUGAAGAAUCAAAGAAUUGGACAUUCAGUCAGACAUCCUGUACUAAAAUGGAAGCUGUUCUUGCUCAGUUUGAAAUGGAGGAGGAGCUGAACUUUCUGAAAAGAUACAAAGGCCCUUCUGACCAUUGGAUUGGCCUUAGCAGAGAAUCAUCACAUCAUGCUUGGAAGUGGACAGACAACUCUAAAUAUAAUGCCUCGUUCGUCAUCACAGGCGAUGGGGAACGUGGCUACCUGAAUGACCUUGGAGUUAGCAGUGCCAGAAGUUAUACAGAUAGAAAAUGGAUUUGCAGCAAACAAAUCAUGCCCUUAAAUUCUUCAAGGCCUUUUUAG
Messenger RNA from Budorcas taxicolor (takin), 688 nucleotides. RefSeq names its product C-type lectin domain family 2 member H-like. Gene Ontology annotation, cellular component: external side of plasma membrane. The transcript is spliced from 6 exons. NCBI's taxonomy places the organism in Eukaryota, Metazoa, Chordata, Mammalia, Artiodactyla, Bovidae. Bases 92 to 688 code for a protein of 198 amino acids. The record is from RefSeq and is a predicted model, not a curated record.